AUGUUCCACAUUGCGGAUGCACGCGCCGCAGGUUUCUUGGCUCUCUCUAAUGGCAAGGAUGUGAUAACGUGGGAUGACUUAAAGAAGGCAUCAAACGACUUGGGGGAACAGUUAUCGGACGAAGAGCUUCGCGAAAUGCUUGCGCAUGCUUCCUCUGGAAAAUCAUUGCACGUAACGGAAGAAGAUUUCUUCCGAAUACUUAGAGGCUGA
Messenger RNA from Eimeria necatrix, 210 nucleotides. RefSeq lists its product as hypothetical. The record is from RefSeq and is a predicted model, not a curated record. Bases 1 to 210 code for a protein of 69 amino acids. Lineage: Eukaryota; Apicomplexa; Conoidasida; Eucoccidiorida; Eimeriidae. The transcript has a single exon.